CUGCCAGUAACGCCUGAACUCACGCUGGAGUGUCUCAUUUUUCCUAACCAGGGGGAAAAAAGGAUUAUUUUAUGUAACGUCCUACAUAUUUCUUUAGGCUGUUUUCACCGGCAAAGUAUGCUACACUUUCAGUAAAAGAACUCUGCAAAAUCACACCAGAAAGCAGUCCUUUACAGAGGAUGGUUAAAUACACAGUGGAUAUUUACUGGGCCGUUUGAUUCACCAGAUUCUAAUGCGGGCUUCAAGAUCUGAUCUCACAUCCACCUGAGUAUACAAGUUUUUAUUUGCUUCAGGACUUCUGCUUAAUUUGAAAGUGACGAUGAAGUACAGAGCAGCGGCUCCAGCAAUCGACGGGAUCCGGGUCACCAUGGAAAGUGCCUUAACGGCCCGGGAUCGGGUCGGCGUCCAGGACUUUGUUCUGUUGGAAAACUAUACAAGUGAAGCAGCAUUCAUAGAAAACCUAAGGAAACGAUUUAAGGAGAACUUAAUUUAUACGUAUAUUGGGUCAGUGUUGGUCUCUGUCAACCCAUAUAAAGAGCUGGAGAUCUACAGCAAGCAGCACAUGGAAAGAUACCGAGGGGUCAGCUUCUAUGAAGUAUCACCUCACAUCUAUGCAAUAGCAGACAACUCCUACCGGUCUUUACGCACAGAGAGGAAAGAUCAGUGCAUCCUAAUAUCUGGAGAAAGUGGUUCUGGAAAGACAGAAGCCAGCAAGAAAAUCCUUCAGUACUAUGCUGUGACAUGUCCCGCCAGUGAUCAGGUGGAGACUGUGAAAGAUCGUCUCCUUCAGUCCAAUCCUGUUUUGGAGGCCUUUGGGAAUGCAAAAACGUUACGGAAUGACAACUCUAGUCGAUUUGGAAAAUACAUGGAUGUACAGUUUGAUUACAAGGGUGCCCCUGUGGGUGGUCACAUUCUAAACUAUCUCCUGGAGAAGUCACGAGUGGUGCACCAGAACCACGGGGAAAGAAACUUCCAUAUUUUCUACCAGCUGUUGGAGGGUGGUGAGGAGGAACUGCUUCGCCGUCUGGGUCUUGAUAAAAAUGCACAAAACUACCAGUAUUUGGUAAAGGGUCAGUGUGCCAGGGUGAGCUCCAUUAAUGAUAAAAAUGAAUGGAAGACAGUGCGACGGGCUUUGUCUAUCAUCAAUUUUAAUGAAGAUGACGUAGAGGAAUUGCUGAGUAUUGUAGCCAGUGUCCUGCAUUUGGGCAAUGUGCAGUUUGCCUCAGAUGACCACAGCCAUGCUCAAGUCACAACCGAAAACCAAAUCAAAUACCUCGCCAGACUAUUGGCUGUUGAUGCUACUGUCUUGCGUGAAUCUCUUAUACAUAAGAAGAUCAUUGCAAAAGGAGAAGAAUUGAACAGCCCUUUGAAUCUUGAGCAAGCUGCAUAUGCGCGCGAUGCCUUAGCAAAGGCUAUAUAUGGACGCACCUUCUCUUGGCUCGUCAGUAAGAUUAACAAGUCACUUACAUACAAGGGGAGUGAUAUCCACAGCAUUGGGAAUGCUUCUGUCAUUGGACUGCUAGAUAUAUAUGGUUUUGAAGUUUUUCAGCACAAUAGUUUUGAACAGUUCUGCAUCAAUUACUGUAAUGAGAAAUUACAGCAGCUUUUCAUAGAAUUGACCCUAAAAUCUGAGCAAGAAGAGUAUGAAUCUGAAGGCAUUGCGUGGGAACCUGUCCAGUACUACAACAACAAGAUUAUAUGUGAUUUGGUGGAAGAAAAGUUCAAAGGGAUUAUUUCCAUUUUAGAUGAAGAAUGUUUGAGGCCUGGUGAAGCCACAGAUAUGACAUUCCUUGAAAAACUUGAAGACACUGUGAAAAACCACCCACACUUUGUUACACACAAACUUGGUGACCAGAAAUUGCGCAAGUCUCUCGGGAGGGAUGAAUUCCGUCUUUUGCAUUACGCAGGAGAAGUAAACUACAGUGUAGCAGGGUUUUUGGACAAAAACAAUGAUCUGCUUUUCCGCAAUUUAAAAGAGGUCAUGUGUGAUUCGGGCAACCCGAUUGUACAUCAAUGUUUUGACAGAGCAGAACUGACUGAUAAAAAAAGACCAGAGACGGUGGCAACUCAGUUUAAAAAUAGCCUGUCCAAGCUGAUGGAAAUUCUCAUGUCAAAGGAGCCCUCUUAUGUACGAUGCAUAAAGCCCAAUGAUGCCAAACAGGCAGCUCGUUUUGACGAAGUUUUGAUCAGGCAUCAGGUGAAGUACCUGGGACUCAUUGAAAAUGUCCGUGUGCGUAGAGCUGGUUUUGCAUACAGACGAAAGUAUGAGAUCUUUCUACAAAGAUACAAAUCACUGUGUCCUGAAACUUGGCCAACUUGGAAUGGUCGUGCACAAGAUGGAGUGGCAGUUUUAGUGAAGAGCCUGGGAUACAAGCCUGAGGAGUAUAAAAUGGGGAGAACCAAGAUCUUUAUUCGCUUUCCAAAAACACUGUUUGCAACAGAGGAUGCUUUGGAAGAGAGGAAACAAAGCAUAGCAACUUUUCUUCAAGCGAGAUGGAAGGGGUAUGUUCAGCGCAAGAGUUUCUUACACAUGAAAUAUUCCGCAAUUCAUAUACAGUCAUGGUGGCGAGGAAAUAUUGGUCGCAAAAAAGCUGCCAAAAGAAAGUGGGCUGUGGAUGUCAUUAGACGGUUUAUCAGGGGCUUCAUUUACCGUAACUACGACCGAUGCCCAGAGAAUGAGUACUUCCUGGAUUAUAUCCGCUACUCUUUCCUGAUGAAUCUGAGACGCAAUAUGCCAAAAAGCGUGUUGGAUAAAUCAUGGCCUGUACCACCCCCAUCACUACAAGAGGCUUCAGAGCUAUUGAGAGAAAUGUGCAUGAACAAUAUGGUGUGGGCGUACUGCAGAAGAAUCAGUCCUGAAAUGAAACAACAGUUGGAACAAAAAGUUGUUGCUAGUGAAAUAUUUAAGGAAAAAAAAGACAACUACCCACAAAGUGUUCCAAGACUGUUUAUCAACACCAGGCUUGGUAUUGAAGAAAUAAAUGCUAAAAUUCUUCAAACCAUGGAAAACCAAACACUAACAUAUGCUGUGCCUGUAGUCAAGUACGACCGUAAAGGGUAUAAGCCGCGGCGGAGGCAACUGCUGCUCACACACAACACCGCCUACAUUGUGGAAGAAGCCAAACUCAAGCAGAGGAUUGAUUAUGCCAAUCUGACUGGUAUCUCUGUCAGCAGUUUAAGUGACAACCUUUUUGUGAUCCAUGUGAAAUGUGAAGAUAACAAGCAAAAGGGAGAUGUAGUGCUACAGAGUGAUCAUGUCAUUGAAACCCUGACGAAAAUCGCCAUAUCGGCUGAGAAAAUCCAUAACAUUAACAUUAUUCAGGGCAGCAUCAAGUUUACAGUUGGACAUGGUAAAGAAGGCAUCAUCGACUUCACACCAGGCUCAGAGUUACUUAUCGCCAAAGCCAAGAAUGGGCACCUCUCGGUGGUUGCUCCAAGGCUCAAUUCACGAUGAUGAAAAUUGUUACCAUAAUAGGAAUACCGUCCCCAGCCAAUCAGAUGACUUAACGUGAAUACAAUCUCUCACUGGCUGGAAAGUACUUUCUUUAUUGCAAUACCGACUGCUUUUAUUUUUAUAGUUACCAAAGACCUGCGCUGCUUAAAGCCAUUUUAAAGACAGAAUCAUUUUAUAUAUAUAUAUAUAUUUGACACACCAAACUUUUAUUUUUUAACUAUAACCUGCUUUUGCACAGACUUCCUUACUAUUGACUUGUUGCUGACAUUUCACAUUCUCUUGCUCAAGGUGUAAUGCGGUUAACCAGCAAAGAAGAAUUCAAGCCGCUUACACAACUAUGUCAAGUAGCAAGGAAAACUAUGAAUCCAUCACUAUUUUGCGGUCAGCCUGCAGCAAAAUUGAAAUUAAGAUAAAGAAAUGAUUGUUCUGCAUUAAUACACAGAAAGCAAUAUAUGCAAUCCAUUUUUUGUCAGUUUAUAGAGGUGGAGGAAUAAUAGGAGGAUUGUAUAGUUUUCAACUCCUCCAGAAUGUUAUGAUGAUAUAGAGAAAAAGUAGAUUUUAAGAAAAGCCUUCUACGUUAAAAAAAAAAAAAAGCCAUACAUAAGUGAACAGUAGACUAUGUUAAAUAAACAAAAGAUUUUGGGGCACCAUAUCGAGUGCAUUGUACAAUUUAAACAUUGCAAGAUGUGCAAUACAUUGUCCUUUUUUGUUUUGAGGGCAUGCCACUUAAACUUAGUUUUUUAGGGAAUUUAAAAAGUACUGUCUGUAUAGUAAACAUACUGACCCAAAGAAAGUGUAAGUUUGCCUUAAUAAGAAAACUCUGCAUGUGUUCAUAUGAUUCCAUGGAAUGCUUUCUAUGCAACACUAAUUAUUUCUAACUGCCAGGGUUCCCCCUGCUAUUUCACAGUACUGUUUUAUUCACAUGUAAUAAAUGUUUUGCUUGCAGAGAAGACAUGGAUUUUUUCAGCGCAAUAUCUGUUCUAAGUAGAACUGGGCAAAUGCUUAAAUAUUCCACGUAUGCUUUGAGAUGCACUGACAUGCAAUAUUUUGUGUUUUUUUUGGGGUUUUUUUUUUUACAAUUUACACUAUUCACUAUCAUUUCAAGGCGUCUUUUGUAUGAAGCACAUGUUAUUAAAAAAGGGCUUGUGAACCAAAACAACUGCCAACUGGUGCUCGAGGAAAAGAAGCAACACCAGAGAAAAUGUAACUUUUAAUCAUUUUGAUUGCUCAGAAUGCUUUUAUUUAUAAUUAUUUUAUGCCUAAUUUAUCCAUUCUAAAUCCUAUUUGAUCCUUAUGCUAUGUGGGACACUACAAACGCAACACAUGGAGUGAAAGAGAAUAAGAUCAGCUUUAAAAUGAAAAUGUUAACUGCUGUAAAUGGUUUCCAGUCUGUUGUGGCUGUAAAUAAAAAUCGGCCUUUUUCAGUUUAGACACUGUCUAUGGACUGAGAAAUGUAAUUGGUACCAUCCAGAUUUCUUGUCUUCUUUGUCAGUAGGUUUUUUCAACAUGCAUUAAAAUGCUUUAUUACAGAUAA
Molecule: messenger RNA, 4988 nt
Organism: Xenopus laevis (African clawed frog)
Lineage: Eukaryota; Metazoa; Chordata; Amphibia; Anura; Pipidae
Gene: myo1c.L
Product: myosin IC L homeolog
Biological process (GO): actin filament organization; endocytosis; actin filament-based movement
Cellular component (GO): cytoplasm; myosin complex; cytoplasmic vesicle
Molecular function (GO): cytoskeletal motor activity; actin filament binding; microfilament motor activity
Source: RefSeq, marked provisional